UUCAAUGUGUCGACAUUAAAUUUUUAGUUAAAUUAAUAUUUUAUAUACUAAUAAAAAAAAUGUUUCUGUUACGAUUUUUUUAUUUCUGUUUAAUUUUUAAUUUUAUACUGGAGUUUUCUAAUGCAAUGAACGAUUAUAUAACUUAUAAGAAAGCGUUAGAUAAUCUUUUUGCUAAUUAUGGGUGGAUAAAUUUGAAUGACGUGUCAUGUGCCGUUCUCCAAAAAAAAGUUUACUCUAUUGAAACAAUUUUUGAAACUAAAAUCAAAUACGAUAAUAUUAAUGAUAAAAUACGUACUGCUACAUAUAUACUGGGUUGUUCGUAUGUUAAAAAUGUGAAUAUUUUAUAUUUUUUAUUAGGACAUUUUAAUAAUCAUUGUAGAACGCUAUGCGAUAAAAAAAAUUUCGAAACUUUAUGUUGUAACUGCAUUAAUAAGUUAAUGAAAUUAUCAUAUAAAAUGAAUUUAUUACUUAAAGUAAUGCUAGGAGCGUUAAACGCUUUAAACAUAAUGCACAAUAAUCGAUGGAUUGAAAGUAAACAAGAUGCUUUAUUCAGUUGUAUGUUUUUUACUGUACAAAAAAAUCAUGAAAAUAUAAAAGAAUAUCCUUUUAUAACAAUAACAUUGGAAGCUUCAAUGUCUACUUUUAAGAGGAAUCGAUUUUUAAUUGAUAGUGGAAGUAAACAUUGUAAAUAUACUUUUUAUAAUGAGGAUGAUUUGUGGCAAGAAUGGAAUAAAGAAUAUGAAACUAUGAUGAGCAAAGGAUGUAAACUUCCUUUCUUUGAUUAUUUAAGUGAAAAAUUGCAUGAUAAAAUUAGGGACAUAAUGGUUAACAAAUUUAUUAAACUUGGUUUCCUAUAUGAUAUGUCUACCCAAAAUAUUGCUGUACCAUUACAAAUAGAAUCAACAAAUUCAGAAUUACAUCCUAUACCAAAUUAUACAAUAACCGAUGAGAUGUAUGCACUUAUGCAAACUGAAUCUAUUGAAGACGCAAUAAUAAAGAGCAAAGAUGAAAACUUAGAAGUUCUGUCAAAAAAUCGUACAACGCCAGUAUUCAUCGACUUUCUUAAACAAGGAUUGAAUCCUAAUGUCUCACCAGAAGAAAUUUCAGAACCAAAGGAGAUCGAUAAACAAAAAAUAACGAUGUAUAAUUUUAUAUAAGUAAAAUUUAACUUAUCUAUUUAAAAUAAAAUUUAAUAAGAAAUUUCA
Messenger RNA from Daktulosphaira vitifoliae (grape phylloxera), 1205 nucleotides. RefSeq lists its product as uncharacterized. The transcript is spliced from 4 exons. The record is from RefSeq and is a predicted model, not a curated record. The coding region runs from base 60 to 1157 and encodes 365 amino acids. NCBI's taxonomy places the organism in Eukaryota, Metazoa, Arthropoda, Insecta, Hemiptera, Phylloxeridae.